Molecule: messenger RNA, 864 nt
Organism: Acanthosepion pharaonis
Lineage: Eukaryota; Metazoa; Mollusca; Cephalopoda; Sepiida; Sepiidae
Source: the annotation of a GenBank genome assembly
AUGUUCUUUUUCUCUUUUCUUUCUUUCUUUAUUUUUCUCUUUUUCUUUAUUUCUAUCUUUCUUUCAGUGCCUACCAAUCACCUUUUUUGUCUUUUCUUUCUUUCUUUCUUUCUUUCUUUCUUUCUUUAUUUAUUUAUUUAUUUGCCUGUCUUAUUUUUGUGGAUUUUUUGUACCCUACCAUUCUUUCUUUCUUUCUUUCUUUCUUUCUUUCUUUCUUUGUCAAUUUUCCUUUUCAUUUUAUUUUCCGUUCUUUCUUUCUUUCUUUUCCUUUCUUUUCACCUUUGUUUUUCUUAUUGUUUUUUUUCGUGUUUUUUCUUCUGUUUCUUCUUUUUCUUUCCUUUUGUCCCCCCCCCUUCCUCUUCUUCACCUUCAGGUUCAUUAUUCUUCAUUUGUAUCUAUUUUGAGUCUUUUUUAUUGUUUGCAACAUAUGAUAUCUAUCUAUCUAUCUAUCUAUCUAUCUAUCUAUCUAUCUCAGUCUAUUCAGCUAUCUAUCUAUCUAUCUAUCUAUCUAUCUAUCUAUCUAUCUAUCCUUCUCAGUCUAUUCAGCUAUCUAUCUCACCCUGUUCAUAUCUAUCUAUCUAUCUAUCUAUCUAUCUAUCUAUCUAUCUAUCUAUACAAUUCUGUUUCUAUCUAUCUAUCUAUCUAUCUAUCUAUCUAUCUAUCUAUCUAUCUCAGUUUGUUCCUCUAUCUCAUUCUGUUCAUCUAUCUCACUCUGUUCAUCUAUCUAUCUAUCUAUCUAUCUAUCUAUCUAUCUAUCUAUCUAUCUAUCUCAGUUUGUUCCUCUAUCUCAGUCUGUUCAUCUAUCUAUCUAUCUAUCUAUCUAUCUAUCUCUGUCUCUUUAUACCUAUCUAUCUAUAUUUUUAA